AUGGCUGAUGCUCCUGCCGUUGUGCGACGCAAUCGGCCUGGCACUAAUAUCGAGAAAUGGUGUCGGUGGCCUGAUGAAUCUUUUGAUGAAAUGGAGAGUACUCUUGCUGUACAGCAGUUCAUCCAACAGGCUAUAAGAAAAGAUGUGACAAAUAUUGAAGCUAUUCUCACCCCACCUGAAGGUCAAGAUGAAGGAGUGUGGAAAUACGAACAUCUUCGGCAAUUCUGUAUGGAACUUAACGGGCUUGCUGUGAAACUACAAAAUGAAUGUAAUCCUAAUAGCUGUACGCAAAUGACUGCAACUGAACAGUGGAUAUUUCUUUGUGCCGCUCAUAAAACUCCAAAAGAGUGUCCUGCUAUUGAUUACACUCGACACACACUUGAUGGAGCUGCAUGUCUGCUUAACAGCACCAAAUACUUCCCCAGCAGAGUAAGCAUCAAAGAAUCGUCAGUCGCUAAACUUGGUUCUGUUUGCAGGAGAGUCUAUCGAAUAUUCUCUCAUGCUUAUUUUCACCACAGAAUGCUAUUUGACGAAUUUGAGAAUGAGACCAACCUCUGUAGACGAUUCACUACAUUCGUAACCAAGUACAAUCUGAUGCCAAAAGACAAUCUCAUUGUUCCUAUUCUUGAAGACCAAGCAGCUCUAAAUGGUGAAAGUGAAGCCUGA
Messenger RNA from Acanthosepion pharaonis, 666 nucleotides. The record is from the annotation of a GenBank genome assembly. Lineage: Eukaryota; Metazoa; Mollusca; Cephalopoda; Sepiida; Sepiidae.